AUGUCUCUAUCACAGUCAAUAAAGAAUCUCAUCCGCCAUGGAAAGCAAGGGCGAACCGCGCAACCACAAGAAUCUCCAACCAAUGUGACGCCGCAUCACAACGAUUAUGCGUCUCCUCCCAAAAACCGAUACGCCAACUCAGACCCAAACAUGGCCCACCAAGCACAUCAAGUUCCCCACGGCGAUGCAUACUCCACGGCCGAUGUAGACGGAAGGAAUAGAGGCGCUCAAGCCGGCAACGUCGCAGCCCACGCUGCAGGAAAUCACCAGAAGGCGGGCAAAAGCAAAAAGGUCGAUGCUACCGAGAUCAAGAGACUCGUGGACGAGGAGAACGCAAACAAAUCAAAGCUCCCUAAAUACCCUGGUCUCGAGCGAUGGGAGCUGCUGGAGAAGAUGGGCGACGGCGCCUUCAGUAAUGUCUACAGAGCAAGAGAUCUACAGGGAGACGCCGGAGAAGUCGCCAUCAAAGUCGUUCGCAAAUUCGAGAUGAAUUCGAAUCAGGGGAAUGCGGCGCUUCAUCCGGAUUUCAAGAAGCAACCAAAGGUAGUGGAGAGAGCAAAUAUCUUGAAAGAAGUUCAAAUUAUGCGUCAGCUGGAGCAUCCCAAUAUUGUCCAGCUCAUUGACUUUGACGAAUCGAAGCAACACUACUUUAUUAUUCUAGAAUUGGCCCCUGGUGGAGAACUUUUCCAUCAAAUCGUUCGUCUCACUUAUUUCAGCGAGGAUUUAUCGAGACAUGUCAUCACCCAGGUUGCAAACGCGCUGGAAUACCUGCAUGAAGAGAAGGGUGUUGUGCACAGGGAUAUCAAGCCGGAAAACUUAUUAUUCUCGCCGAUCCCCUUCAUUCCAGCAAAAAACCCGAAACCGAAGUCCUCUGAAGAUGAAGACAAAGUAGACGAGGGAGAGUUCAUCAAAGGCGUAGGCGGCGGAGGUAUUGGUCAGAUCAAGAUCGCCGAUUUUGGCCUUAGUAAGGUUGUGUGGGAUAAGGAAACGAUGACGCCCUGUGGUACUGUCGGUUACACAGCACCAGAAAUCGUGAAGGACGAGCGAUACUCCAAGAGUGUCGAUAUGUGGGCCAUGGGCUGUGUACUCUAUACACUGCUUUGUGGCUUCCCACCUUUCUACGACGAGAGCAUCUCAGUACUGACCGAGAAGGUCGCUAGAGGCCAGUAUACCUUCCUUUCGCCAUGGUGGGACGAUAUUUCCAAGCCUGCUCAGGAUCUUGUCUCUCAUCUCCUAACCGUCGACCCCGUCAAGAGAUACGAUAUCAAACAAUUCCUAGCACACCCAUGGAUUCGAGAAGCCGAGGAACCAACAUUCGCUGCUCACGAUGCACCACCACUUGCUACCCCUGCUGUAGAACGCGACAGACAAUUAGGACCCGGUGGUCAAUUGAGAGCAUUUGAUCCCAGUCUACUAGAAUCCCCAGGUGCAGGCAAGCGAAUGGAUUUUCGAAGCCCAGGCGCAGUCAAUUUGCGUGAGGUGUUCGAUGUCGGAUAUGCCGUACAUAGACAGGAAGAGGAAAGCAAGCGUCGCAAGAACUUCAAACAAGGUUACCGUGGCGCUGCUGCGAUGAAUGGACUCAACCCGAUCGAUGACGAUGAAGACUUUGAAGAAGAAGAAGAGGACGGAGAGACCAUCCCGGCCAAGGUACCAAAGGCUGGGGAUACAGAUGUGAGCCAAGUAGAACAAAAGCUCCAGAACACAAACCUUGGAAAGGCACCACAGAAGGGUUAUGGACAACACAGUCCCGCGGUAACUGCAGCAGCGAAACAACAGGUCAGGAACAAGAAGGGUGCUUUCGAAUUGAACCUCGACGGCGCAACCUUACUGGGACGAAGAGGGCACAAGGGCCCCAGCGGAUUACGCAAUGCAGAGUCCCAUGUAUAG
Molecule: messenger RNA, 1887 nt
Organism: Lachnellula hyalina
Lineage: Eukaryota; Fungi; Ascomycota; Leotiomycetes; Helotiales; Lachnaceae
Gene: srk1
Product: Serine/threonine-protein kinase
Exons: 5
Coding region: 1-1887 (628 amino acids)
Biological process (GO): mitotic DNA damage checkpoint signaling; protein phosphorylation
Cellular component (GO): nucleus
Molecular function (GO): ATP binding; protein serine/threonine kinase activity
Source: RefSeq, a predicted model, not a curated record